UGGGCAGUCUCUCCCCUUCUACAACAUAAAUAGCUUCCCGUUGCCAAGAGAUCUGAACCAACGGUAUCGUUCCUGGAUAACUUACUGCUACUACAACUCUUCAACGAAGGAAGUUACGCAAUAAUUGGCUGACGAAUUCGGACUUAGAUCUACUGUGUAACUUAGAAGUGACUCGGAGCGUGGUGAAAGAGUUGAAAUGAUGAAUAUGUAGACGUAAGUAAUGCCAGUGGUGAUACCGGCGACGCUGGCGCCGCGGGCGCCGGCUGGCGUGCGGGCGCGCGAGGCCCUAGUCCCGGCCGGCGUCGGCGGCGCCCGGGCGCGGGAGGCGCUCACUGCUGCGGGCGUCAGCGCGCGGGCGCGCCAGGCGCUCGCCGCCGUCGGCGCGGAGCGGGCGAGGGCGCGCGAAGCGGGCAUGCGACGCCGCUUUCAGUUUGCGCUCAAUGCACAGCUCUCGCAGUCACUCUUCUCUGCCAAUCAGAUACACCUAAGGUACAAAUGGUUGGACGGGCGAUUAGUGGGCGCGUGGCCGACCCCGCGCUGGGAGUGGAUCCCCUCGGGCCGGGACGCGGCCCGGGACCGAUUCGGUCCGGAGCACCGCGACCCCUUGCAGUUGCCCGCCUUCGAGCUGCCGCCGCGGUUCCACCCACCCACGCCGCCUAACAUGCAUUUCACGCAUAUGGAUCUACACCACGCGGUAGCGGGUGGUCCACGAGCAGGCGGUGGAGCCGUAGGCGCCCCUGGUGCUAGUUCGAGCUCCAGUGGCACCAGCGGCGCGGUCGGCGCGGGGGCGGCCGUACUGGCGCUCGCGGCGCUUGUGCUGCUGGCGCGGGCGCUUGAGCGCUGCCUCGACCAGAGGUUCUUUAAAUUACUGCGGAGGCGAUCAGAUGAAUGGUUUACACCGAACGUACUCGCUACAAGCCAUCACAUGAGAGAGGAGGGGACAAUGGACGGCGCAGUUCCGGAGAGCCCGGAUUUGCCUUUGGGCGACCCCCCACCGCCGUACUCCAUGUGCCUGCCCAAGAGUCCGCAAGCCUCUAGCAUCGCAGAGCCACCGCCGCCUUACUCAGCCUGCUACGUCGCCUUUGGGGGGCCUCAGGACCCGAUACCCAGAGUGUAUUUGAAUGGCCCCUCGUUGAACUCGUUCCAAGACACAGGCCAACCAGUAAUAGAUGGGGACAGGCAUCAUGCUGCCGGGCCUGAAGCGGCAGAGGUGACACCGGAGGACAUGAGAGCCGGUGACAGAGAGUCCGAUACACGUCUUGCAGAAUGGAGGUCGAGUAGAGAUACCAUAGCUUCGGAAACAGCCGCUGUGUUUCCCAAUAGUGUAGCCUAGUGCAGCGAUCGACUUUGCGAGGUUAAACAUUAUCAUUUGCUUACGUUAGGUACUUGUAUAGAAGUAUUUUUGUAUAUUACUGAUAUUUAUAUCGUUCUCUAAGUAGGUGACUUAAGUAAUACAUCCUAAUUUUAGCAAGUAGAUUUAGAGUGGAAAUUUUGUUGUAAUUUAUAAACACGCCCUAAGUCAUUCAACACACGUACUUACAUUUCUUUUAAGGUUGAUUCUGAUAUAGUAUAUUAUGUAUGUACCGACUGUAUAAAGAAAUUAUUGUUUGUUAGCAAUAUUAGCAGGUAUGUUUAAGGAUUUAUUUAGGCACAUUUUAGUCUUCGAAAUUAUUAUAUUAUACUUAUGUCGUAACGUAAGUAUCUACGACUUACGCACCUACCAAAAAAAUAUUGCACUGUAAUUCGAAUACUGUAGCGACCAGCAUACUUACAUACAACGAUACAACGAAUUCCUUAAAAAUAAAUCCUACUUUAGACUAACAA
Molecule: messenger RNA, 1824 nt
Organism: Cydia fagiglandana
Lineage: Eukaryota; Metazoa; Arthropoda; Insecta; Lepidoptera; Tortricidae
Exons: 6
Coding region: 221-1333 (370 amino acids)
Source: RefSeq, a predicted model, not a curated record